Molecule: messenger RNA, 2712 nt
Organism: Malania oleifera
Lineage: Eukaryota; Viridiplantae; Streptophyta; Magnoliopsida; Santalales; Ximeniaceae
Exons: 9
Coding region: 91-2436 (781 amino acids)
Biological process (GO): positive regulation of transcription by RNA polymerase II
Molecular function (GO): metal ion binding; transcription cis-regulatory region binding
Source: RefSeq, a predicted model, not a curated record
GCCAGAAGCUCAUAAUAUAUUGACUGAACUUCCAAUUUUCAGCGGCUGUGGCUGAACGAACAACUCCAACGAGAACCAUCGCAAACUUUCAUGUCCAUCUCGUCCACCGACGCUCAAGAUUCGACGUCGCCUACGCCUCCAGCUUCCUCUCUGAACCCUAGUUCCCACCAUGGAUUCCUCCUCCACCCUUCUUCGCGCUUCUCUCCUUCUCCUUCCGCCCUCGCCUCCAACCAAGUCCCAGUAUUCGGGUCGCUGCAGAUCUCCGACUGUCCCGAAUCUUCGCACGCUGUGUCCAGCGAGGUUUCAGAACCGUUGGCUCCAGCUACAGCAGACUCUGAUGUUUCGUCCAAAAAGGUGACUGAAAUGGGUGGACCUAAUGGUAAGAGAAAUUUGCAUCAGCAAAAAUCCAGUAAGCAGUCCCAGACUCGCUCAGCUGGUCGAGAAGGGAUUGAGUCUUUCCAAUCCAGAGGAAAAUUGUCUAGAUCCAGUGUUUCUGUGCACGCGCAACAAGGUUCUGGGUCUAUCGAUAUACAUGGAAAUGCUCCACAUUCUUCAGGUAGAAAAACCCAGGUGAUUAAUGGUAAUCACCUGCUGAAUUUUCAUUAUGACCCUAUUUCUCGUCCUCAGACAAGAGCUCCUCCUCCUCCUCCUCCAAGAAGGCUGCAGAAAAUUAAGCCUUACAACAAAGAUUUAUUCCUUCAAGCAAAUUACAAAUUUGUUGUGUUAGACUCUGGAGACUAUAGACCUGAAUCUAUGGAUCCGGAUAAAAUGUUGCAGUGGGAGGAUAUUAUUUGUGUAAAGUAUUCAACGCCGCAUCCCAUGCAGUGUCCAAUCUGCUUGGAAUAUCCUUUAUGUCCACAGAUAACCUCAUGCGGACAUAUUUUUUGUUUCCCGUGCAUUCUGCAGUACUUGUUCAUGGGUCUGGAGGAUCAUAAAGGUGACUGUUGGAAAAAAUGCCCCUUAUGUUUUACAAUGAUGUGUUCAAAGGAUUUGUACACCAUUUUCAUUGAGCAAGUAAAGUACUACUGUGUUGGUGAUACCAUAGAAUUUAUGCUUUUGACUCGACAAAAAAAUUCAAAUAUUCUAUCUCAGAAAUAUAAACAAGAGCCAGAUGCCCAGCCUUGUGGCAAUGUUGAAGUCUGUGACUCCUUUUCAAAGUUCACUUUUACUUCUGAUGUAGACCUGUCUGUUAGAGAAGCAAUGUCAGAGCUAGACGGUUGGCUGGCAAGAGCAGAUUCAGGACUUGUUGAUGACUUGGAGAAGCUUCCGUAUGUUUGUGCUGCAAUGGAGCAGUUGGAACAGAGGAAGAAGUAUUGGAAAGAGCACAAGGCUAACAACAACAAUAGAGCUGAUAAAAAAAUUGACUGUCAGACUGGAUUUCAUGUACUCCCCUUAAAAGUGUGUGCUAGCAAUGCCAGGGAUGAAGCAGGUGGGUUUGCUUGUCUCACAUUAGCCCCUGAUAUUGAUAACAAAACUGAUUGUUCUGGGGACUUGACAGCAAAAAAAUUGGAUGGAGCUUGCUUGUUUCAAACUGUUGGUGGGAGUGUAUCAUUCAAGGACCAGGACGAUGGUGUUUUGUCUUCUUCAAAUGAUGAAAAAAAUAGUUUGGAAAGGCAUUCAAAUGGUUCUAGAGACAUAAGGGACAGGGACUUGUACAAUUUCUACCAGGCUGUUGAUGGUCAGCAUCUCGUUCUUCAUCCAUUGAACAUGAAGUGUCUUCUGCACCACUAUGGGAGCUACGAUAUGCUUCCACACAGAAUCAGUGGCAAGAUUUUGCAAUUGGAGACUGUCACUCAGUCAGAGGCUAUGAGGAGGCGCUAUCGUUACUUAAGUCAUUUUUCUUUAACCACAACAUUUCAGCUUUGUGAAAUAGAUCUGAGUGAGAUAUUGCCUCCUGAUUCCUUGUCACCAUUUAUGGAUGAAAUUAAGAAGAGGGAAAAGCAAAGGAAGCAGCUUGCCAGGAAGGAACACAUGGAUAAAAUAAAAGCUGAAGCUUCUGAAGCUGCUGAAGCUGCUAGUGCACAAUCUGUGUUCAUACCUUUUAACUUUGGACAGUCUUCAUAUCAUGAAUCCCCUGACUUCUCCACGGAUGACUUUGAAGCUUUGGGAAAUCCUGCUGUGACAUCAUCAAGCCCUCCAACUGUGGGGGAGCGGAGGUUAUUCUCAAGUGUUACAAGGCUUGGUUUUGCGGCAGGGCAUGAUUCCCCAGCCUUGAAAGUGGAAGAAGCCCAUUCUUCACAUUAUGCCGAAGGGGCAAGUGACUCUUCUAGCGCAACUGCAGGUUCAAGAAGUUCAGGUAUACCUUCAUUUGCCAAUGUUAUAUCGAAGGAGAAAUCUGUGGAAAAUUUGGAGGCACCCAAGAUGAAUGAAUCGGGAAAGAAGGGGAAGAAGCCAACUCGAGUCCUCAUGUCCACCGCCGGUGGCAGGCGUUACUGAUGCAUCGGCACAGAUUAUGUUGGUUACGUUUGGUUUUCUUUUUGUUCUGGGACAUGGCAAUGCUUCCUUUCCCUAGAAGGAUGGAUGAUGCCAAUUUAACUUUGUGACUCAUUUGUACACGGCUUUGGCGAAGUACGGUUCGGUUUACCCCUUUAUGUAAAAUUGAAAUUACUUCUUGGUCUGUUUCUAUAGCUUUGUUUCUAACUUCUUGUACAUUAGUUUUUUCAUUUUUUUUCCUACUAUAAGAAGCGAUGUCGCGGGGAAAGUUUGCGGUAA